AUAAAUGGGCGGAUGCAUUUUACGUAUUUAACAAUCUUUCGACAAAUUUAUAACUCAUGGUAGCGUGGUUGUUGUGACUGUUUUGAAGUUUGAUACACGGAAACACAUGAAUACACAUAGGAUGAGUUGGAUUCAAAUUAAACCGAUAAGAGUAUUAAAUAAUCUCGAUAGGUAAUUGAUCAAGUGACUUCAAGAUAUUUUUUAUGUGGUUAAAUAAAUAAUUGUAUAAAAUUAAUAGACCAAACUUUUGCGGCUUAUGAUUGGUUAAUAAUUUGAAUUUAACAGUUGAUUAAUUAAAAAAAAACAAUUAUUAAUGCUGUUAUUGUUGCUGUUAUAAACAUUUAAAAUUUCUUGCUCAAUCGACCGAAGAUAUUUACAAAAUUAAAUUAAUCUCUAAAGAUUGUAAAACAUUAACGGCAAAACGAGGAAUAUGUUAACAACGCCAAUCUGUGAAGUUGUGAAGGAGGGGUUGGUCAGUGUCAAGGUCAAAUCUUAUUUGAGCUCUACCUACAAGCACCAAUGGUUGCGCCUUCUUCGCCAGUACGACGUCUACGUCUCCCACAAACUUGAAUUCCACGAAAAAUUUUCAGACUGCGAUCACAAACCCCCCCUUUGCACGGUACCACUUUUCCCCGGAGACAGAGCCCACAUCGAGAGCAAGGGCUCUCGAUGUGGCAUCCUCCUACAUUUUACCGAUGGAAACAUUAAAAAGUUUAUCACCCAAUCACUGUACGACGCUGAGGUCUGGAUGCAUGCACUCAACGGUGUCACCCUUACUCUACCCCCUCCUCCGCCUACAGUUUUCUGUCAGCAAUCACCUCCCACUACUCCACUACCACCCACACCCACUCCACAGCCACCCAUGUGCAGCAGAAGCAGCAGCAGUAGCAACAUCAUUGUCCAGAGAACAAGUUCUAAGCCAAAAAUGCGGGAGUCAGCAUUUUUCAACGUGGUCGUCAUGCCAUGUGCAUUCCUUCCAUGGAGAGAGCCCCAGCACUGCAGGCUGGAAAUAACUGGCAAGGAACUUGUGCUAUGGAGCUUCGAAAAUCUAGCUACAUUCCUGAUAAAAUGGAACAGCGGUUCUAUACAGAAAUACGGAUUUGAUCCUAAUCACUUCAUCAUCCAUACUGACAGACGGAGUGCUUGUACAAAGAAAAUUGUAAAUCCAUGGAGAAGAAUCGGCAAAUUCCAGAUUAUGAAAAGCUUGUCUCUAGAUGAUGAUAAACAUGAGGUUGAAGAAGAUAACGAAAAUGAUGGUGGUAAUGAAGAAGAUGAUUAUGAUGGUGAUAAAGAAGAUGACGAUUGUGAGGAAGAUGAUGACGACGUGAAUGAUAAGUAGCGAUGAGAAAUAAUAUGAUUAGUACAUAGUAAUUGACAGCCUAUUUGACUGCAUAUUGCAUGUUAAUAAUAAUAAUUGAUGAUGAGAUUUUUAUUUUCAUGAUCUAUUCAUUUGAAACAAUUUAUUCAAACUGAGUGUCAGUCAGUCAUUGUCAAUAAUAACAUUACUGACAUAAAAAUAAAUACAUAGUGAUUUAAAAAAAUGUUAAUCAAAAUCAAAUUUUUGAAUUUAAUCCACCCGUAUAAAUUAUUUCAAACAUGUUGCGUGUGUACACGUGUGUGUGUGUGUGUGUGUGUACAAAAUUGUUAAUACAUUACAAUACAAUUGUU
This is a messenger RNA of Helobdella robusta, 1668 nucleotides long. RefSeq lists its product as hypothetical. The record is from RefSeq and is a predicted model, not a curated record. Lineage: Eukaryota; Metazoa; Annelida; Clitellata; Rhynchobdellida; Glossiphoniidae. The coding region runs from base 431 to 1339 and encodes 302 amino acids. The transcript is spliced from 5 exons.